AUGUCCUCAAAUAUGAUGCUUCAAAAAAUGCUGGUGUUGACAUCUCUUUUAGUAGUUGCUUGGAUAAUUUUCACAAUUUCUCAAAACUCCACAAAACUUUGGUCUGCUCUAAAUAUAUCCAUCUCCUUCCAUCACAUGAAUACCUCUACAAAAUCCUCAUGCCCUGAAACACCAACAACACCAGUCAAGUCACCAACAGAGACUGAGCUACGAGUCAGGGAGAUCGCGAAGAAACUAGACCAGCUAAUCCCACCCAGACCCUUCACCCAUGUGAAUACCACCACCAGCACCAAACACAGCACAGCCACCAUCCUCAAUCCUCAAGACACAUACUGCAGGGGGGACUUGUUGGAUGUCCUACUGGAGGCUAGGGACCACCUGGGACACAGGAAGAAAUAUGGUGGGGACUUCCUGAGGGCCAGGAUGUCCUCCCCAGCCCUGAAAGCAGGAGCUUCAGGAAAGGUGACAGAUUUCAACAACGGCACCUACCUUGUCACCUUCACUCUGUUCUGGGAGGGCCAGGUAUCCCUGUCUGUCCUACUCAUCCACCCAAGUGAAGGGGUGUCUGCUCUCUGGAGAGCAAGGAACCAAGGCUAUGACAGAAUUACAUUCCUGGGUAAAUUCAUUAAUGGUACCUCCCAAGUUAUCACAAAAUGUCACCUGGUGCCAAACUCAAACUCUGAAUUAUGUGAAUAUCUGUAUGGUAGAGGCCAAGAAGUCUUCUAUUGCACGAAGCCUCAACACAUGCCCUGUGAUGCCCUAACCCAUGUGUCUACCAGAAAUCAAAAAGUUUCAUAUCUUACUGUCAAAGAAAACAUCCUCUUCCAGAAGUCCAAAGUGGGAGUUGAAAUGAUGAAAGACUUUAAACAUAUUCAUGUCUCCCAGUGUAACAAGAGUGAAAACAUAAAAGAAAAAUGCCAAAUUGGAAUGGAGAUUCCUGUACCUGGUGGCUAUACUUUACAACGAAAAUGGAUAACAACAUCUUGCAGACAGAUUCAGUUGGAUACAAAUAAGAUAAAUGGAUGCUUGAAAGGAAAACUCAUUUACCUCCUGGGAGACUCUACCCUGCGCCAGUGGAUUGAGUACUUACCCAAAGUUAUGAAAACACUGAAAUUUUUUGAUCUUCAUGGAACUGGAUAUUUUAAGAAAUAUUUGCUAAUGGAUGCUUCAAGACAUACUCAGAUUCAAUGGAAAAAACAUAGCUAUCCUUUUCUCACUGUUCAGUUCUACUCUGUGAUAGAUGAUGGUUAUAUUGCUCGGGAAAUUGACCGGAUAUUAGGCGACAGAAACACAGCCAUCGUCAUUACCUUCGGCCAGCACUUCAGACCCUUCCCCAUCAACAUGUUCAUUCGCAGAGCCAUCAAUAUCCGAAAGGCCAUUGAACGACUGUUCCUAAGAAGCCCAGACACCAAAGUAAUCAUUAAGACAGAAAAUGUCAGGGAGACAUUGAACACAGAUAUAGAGAGGUUUACAAACUUCCAUGGUUACAUCCAAUAUCUUAUCAUGAAGGACAUUUUCAAAGACCUCAAUGUGGGUGUCAUCGAUGCCUGGGACAUGACCAUUGCAUAUGAUGCCAAUAUGCUCCAUCCACCUGAUUAUGUUGUUGGAAAUCAGAUUGACAUGUUCUUAAACUACAUUUGCUAA
Messenger RNA from Castor canadensis (American beaver), 1644 nucleotides. Its product is annotated as NXPE family member 1. Lineage: Eukaryota; Metazoa; Chordata; Mammalia; Rodentia; Castoridae. The record is from RefSeq and is a predicted model, not a curated record.